AUGUCGGCGGCGGCGAAGGCCAAGGCGAAGGCGAGCGGCGGCAAGCGGGCCGCGGCGGCGAAGGACCCCGCCGAGGCGCUCGUCUCCGACAAGAGGCGGCGGGAGCGCGACGGCAUGGAUGACUCCGACCACGAGUUCGACAGUGACAUGAAGGAGAUCGUCACGUUGCUGAAGCAUAUCAAGGACAAGGCCCACAAGGACGGCCAGAAGAAGACCGAGCAGGCCAUUUCUAGUGUGGCAACAGAGAUUCAGACUAUGGUACAGGACACCAAGUCUAGGCUUGAGAAGGAGAGGCAGAGUUUUCUGAAAGCAUUGUCAAAGACUUCAAAAGAGUGCGAAGGUUUGUUGAAGAAUGAGUACACCAAAUUUCAAGCAACACAUGACAAGUUCUGCAAAGACAAAGCUGCACACAUACAGAAUUUCAAAGACCUAUUCUCAAAGUUUGAAGAUGAUAAAGAGAAAUUGCUUGCGCAGUAUGAACUGCAGAGGAAGAAGGAGAAGGCUACUCUAUCUGAACUUGAGAAAACAUUUUCAGAGAAGAUAGCAAAUGCAGAAGAAUCUCUGAAGAAGAUGAAGCAGGACGACAAAUCAAUUCACAUCCUUCGCAAGUCCAUCGGCUCAUUUCUGAGCGGCGACCCUGAUGAUCAGUCUGGUCAAGAUGAUGACUGA
This is a messenger RNA of Miscanthus lutarioriparius, 669 nucleotides long. NCBI's taxonomy places the organism in Eukaryota, Viridiplantae, Streptophyta, Magnoliopsida, Poales, Poaceae. The record is from the annotation of a GenBank genome assembly.